Protopterus annectens (West African lungfish) is the source of this 3123-nucleotide messenger RNA. RefSeq names its product nuclear receptor subfamily 2 group F member 2 (gene NR2F2). The record is from RefSeq and is a predicted model, not a curated record. Lineage: Eukaryota; Metazoa; Chordata; Ceratodontiformes; Protopteridae. Gene Ontology annotation, biological process: cell differentiation; negative regulation of transcription by RNA polymerase II; anatomical structure development. The transcript is spliced from 3 exons. The coding region runs from base 661 to 1908 and encodes 415 amino acids. Gene Ontology annotation, molecular function: zinc ion binding; nuclear receptor activity; RNA polymerase II cis-regulatory region sequence-specific DNA binding.
AAAGUUCACUAUAUAGAGAGCUCAGUGAGCUGAUCAGAGAGAAACCACUCUGCCAGCCCGCUCCUGCAAAUCGCAUUCACUUCCUAACCCCCCUUUUUAGCAUAUUUGAUCACUUUGAUUCUCUGUUCUUUCCCUUUUAUUAUCCACGUCGCAUGAAGGAGGUUCUAUAGGUUGUGAUCUUCUUUUUUUUUUUCAUUAUCUGUGCUGCCGGAGAGUUGCCGCUUUAUAUGCAUCUGAGCCUGUCCAACCGCAAGAAGAAGGAGCAGCAAGAAUUUAACAGUUGAUGGUUUCCCCGGACUUCUGAACUACAGGAGAUCGGCCGCUCCCUGCUCUCCAAGAAGUCUGCCGUUGUCAUUGUAAUCUUUAACCUUUUACUCCUUCUUACAUUUGAUGGGUUUCCUGAAUGGCUGACUGUGAGCUGCCCUGGACCUGGCCCCCAGACACUCGUCUUUUCUUCAAGUAUUCUACAGCAUACCAGGUUUAGAAUUCGUAAAAGCUUUUUUUUCUUCUGCUUGCCGAACAUUCGACUGCUCCUGAUUUACUUUGAUAUUUUUGUUUUGUCGUUUGUCUGUUUGUUUGUUUGUUUGAAAAAAAUCUGCUGGCCGAACCAAAACAAAGAAGAAAGGGGAGUACGAAGUUCGUAAACGCUGUCCAAUAGAUAUGGCAAUGGUAGUUGGUGCGUGGCGAGACCCUCACGACGAUGUGGCUGCGGCUCAGGGAACUCAGCCUUCGCAAGCCCCACCAGGACCACAGACCGGGGCCCCUCACACACCCCAGACGCCAGGACAAGGCGGUCCCCCUACAACUCCUGCCCAGUCUAACCAGACAAACCAGCCCAACCAGCAAAGCCAAGCGGACAAGCAACAGCACAUUGAAUGUGUGGUGUGUGGGGACAAGUCUAGUGGUAAACAUUACGGCCAGUUUACCUGCGAGGGCUGCAAGAGUUUCUUCAAAAGAAGUGUUAGAAGGAAUUUGACUUACACUUGUCGUGCCAAUAGGAACUGUCCCAUAGACCAACACCACCGCAAUCAGUGUCAGUACUGCCGCCUCAAAAAAUGCCUCAAGGUUGGCAUGAGACGGGAAGUAUCUUCUCUAUUUACUGCAGCCGUCCAGAGGGGCAGGAUGCCACCCACACAGCCAACACACGGCCAGUUUGCGUUGACAAACGGGGAUCCUCUCAACUGCCAUUCCUAUCUGUCUGGAUAUAUCUCACUACUUCUGAGAGCUGAACCUUACCCGACUUCUCGCUUUGGCAGCCAGUGUAUGCAGCCCAACAAUAUAAUGGGGAUCGAAAACAUUUGUGAACUAGCUGCAAGGAUGCUUUUCAGUGCAGUGGAGUGGGCCCGGAAUAUUCCAUUCUUUCCAGACCUGCAGAUCACAGACCAGGUGGCACUCCUGCGGCUGACCUGGAGCGAAUUAUUUGUGCUCAAUGCUGCUCAGUGUUCCAUGCCCCUCCAUGUAGCCCCUCUCCUGGCUGCUGCUGGCCUCCAUGCUUCACCCAUGUCAGCGGAUCGAGUGGUGGCAUUCAUGGACCACAUACGUAUAUUUCAAGAACAAGUAGAGAAGUUGAAGGCACUGCACGUCGACUCUGCAGAGUACAGCUGCUUAAAGGCUAUAGUAUUGUUUACUUCAGAUGCCUGCGGCCUCUCUGAUGUAGCCCAUGUGGAAAGUUUGCAGGAAAAAUCGCAAUGUGCUUUGGAAGAGUAUGUAAGGAGUCAAUACCCCAACCAACCUACGCGCUUUGGAAAGCUAUUACUUCGUCUCCCCUCCCUUCGCACGGUCUCCUCUUCUGUCAUAGAACAAUUAUUUUUCGUACGUUUGGUAGGUAAAACUCCAAUAGAAACCCUCAUAAGGGAUAUGUUACUUUCUGGAAGCAGCUUUAACUGGCCGUAUAUGUCAAUCCAAUAAACACAAAACAAAAUGAAUAACAAAAUGAGGGUAAAGAAAGGAAGCAAAGACGCUGAGGUCUUGGUUGUUAAUUUCCUUCUGCUAAAGGAGGACGCAACUCUGUUACAAGUUUACUUUUGGAAGAGUGAAAGGGAGCUUUUUAAAGGACUGAAUUUAAGAAGUAAGACUUUCAAAGAACUUUUACAGAAUGCAUUAGAAACUCAUGUGUCGUUCUGAACAACUUGCUACUUAUUAUUAUUAUUAUUAUUAUUAUUAAUAUUUUUUGUAAAAAGGAAAUCUAGUCUUUUUAUUUUAUUUUUUUUUUAUUUUUUAUUUUUGAAAGCUUUUGAAAAUAUCGAUAAAAGUGCAUUUAAUGGAAAUGUGGAAAAUAGCAGUCAGAAAAGUAAGUUUCCCCAAAACAUUAUAAAGUGUCCUGUGUCUAUGUAUCUAUAGUUGUUUUUUUGUACUUUUCUGGUUCCAAACCAGUUUAUUCUGUGAUUCUAUAAUAAUUUUUGAUAUAAAGUUGAUUCAUUAAAUAAAAUGUGUAUCAUGUAAAAUAUAUGUUCUACAAGAAUUAAAACUGAAUCCACUAAAAGCUGAUAGUAAAAAUGAACAGAAAAAGAAAGAAACUUUCACAGAAGGCAGUAGUGGAAGUGCACUUACAGGUGAUGACCAAUGAUUUUUAUUGGAGGGUGGGUGGUAGAUAGAUAUUAAACAACAGACCUCUAACAAGCCAGAUACAGUUUACCCAUUAACUGCUCUUAUGGAAAACAAAUCACUGAAAAUGAGAAAGACACCCUAGUCAUUGUGGUUGCACACAACUGAAUCUCAGAUAAGUCACAUUAACAAAAUAUGGCAUAUGUGUAAUUAUACAUUUCUUUUUAAUUAGUUCUUGUUGCAGCGCUAGGAAGAUCCUAUAGUUGCUGUGUAUUCCAUCCCACAUGUAUAUUAUUAUUAUUACUAUUAUUUUUAUAUUUGCCCUUACAAAUGCCAAUUAAAUCAGCAUGACAAAUAUCAGUGUUUGGCACUUAUAGAUAAAGUGACUGAUUCAGUAUCUUAGAGUUUACAGUCUUGUGUUAAAAACUGAAGUUUUUUUUUCUUUAUUUUUUAAGUGCAACAUUUCUGUAUACUGUAAAAAGUUAUAAAUGAGUUGUUUGGUCAAGUUAUUGUGUGUUAUAUUCCAAGGAAUAUUGGAAGUAUUCUGAAAUUAAAAUAAUAUUUGAUAUCUGAAUCUCA